AUGGGACACAUUCCUACGUUCGCCAUUGUAGUGGAUACGAGCGACAAUGGAAACGUAGCUGCUGCGACAGCUCAAGGUGGAUCCUCUGGACCAUCGGUUAUUGUUCCAAACUACCAAGCUCUGGGACUUCCUGAUGACGCUAUGGAUAUGAAUGGAAAUAGGAUCAGCGAUCAACCAGCUGUUGAUGUUCCAUUAGCGCCACCACCGCCAGUAGAGGAACCGCCACAGGGUAGCCAGGGAGCAGUCGGAGUAGCAACCGGUGGGGGAAGUGGCGGAAAAGACCAGGGAAAUGGCGGAUCUGACUGUGAAGAUUCAAAUCCCCCUGGUCCAGUUUCUGCCAAUUCUGGUGGCCAAACAGCGCCAACUGGCAGUGAAGACAAUGGAGGUGGAUACCGAAGACGAUUUUGA
Messenger RNA from Strongylus vulgaris, 408 nucleotides. Lineage: Eukaryota; Metazoa; Nematoda; Chromadorea; Rhabditida; Strongylidae. The record is from the annotation of a GenBank genome assembly.